UCCAUUUUCUUCCCUCGAAAGACAGAAGCGGCUGCGCCGUGCGAGGAAGAGUCCUGUUGGAGAUGGAGACGCCGGGACCAGAUGUCCUGCUGCGGGUGAUAAAAAAAGAAGAGGAGUGGAGCUUCAGUCUGAAUCAGGAGCAGCAAGAACCUCACCUCAUAAAAGAAGACGACAGAGUGAAAGUAGAAGAAGAAGCCACCCAGUUCUCUGUCACUUCUGUCGCUGUGAAGAGUGAAGACGAUGGAGCGGCCAGCAGCUGGACUCAGCACCCAGACCCUCAGAGGUCACUGAGUUCUGAAUCUGACACGGAUGACAGCGAGGACUGGCGAGAAUCCAUCGACGCUGAGUCGGGUUCGAAAGGACAUGUCAGUGAGAAGAAAGAUGAUGCCGAUGGCAUGUGGCUGGUCUGCUCUCGGUGUGGGAAGAAAUGCUCUUCAAGGGGUGGACUGACAAAACACAUCAAGUCCUGUGGAGGAACCGUGUCUUGUUGGGUUUGUGGGAAAUAUUUUAAAACAAGUCGGAAAAUGAACUGCCACUUGAAAAUUCACCCAAAAAUUCACAGUGAAAAACCUUUCGUCUGCUCACUGUGUGGACGCCGGUUUGAACGCAGGCACUGCCUAAAACAGCACGUGAGAAUUCACACGGGAGAGAAACCUUACAGCUGCACUGUGUGCGAUAAACGUUUCCGGACAGCGAGCCAACUGACCUUACACAUAAGAACGCACACCGGUGAAAAACCGUACCGCUGCUCCCAGUGCGGUAGUAGCUUCACCUAUAAAGGCAGCCUGAAGGAUCACGUGAGGAGGCACACUGGAGAGAAACCUUUCAUCUGCACUCUGUGUGGCCAUUGUUUUGUCCGCCGAGACAGCCUGAAGGACCACAUGAAAACUCACGACAGAGUGAAGUCGUUCCACUGCGCCCAGUGUGGCGAGUGCUUCAAGUGGAAGAAGCUCCUGAGGUCUCACAUGAAAACUCACUCCAGCAGGACAGCCGACUCACUUGAACAAAUUUACUGACUUUGUUAUGAGUUCAUCUGACUGGACCUGGAAGCAACCAUGAGACGGCAGUUGGACUUGGUACAGACCGAACAAGCUGCUGCAUCAGAGCAACGGUUCUACGCUGCCUCCACCCUGGAGCCGUUUUAGUUGCACAGAGCUGCAGCAGGGCAAUUUCUUCUGCGUUGCGUGAGCCGUUGCUGGCGACCAUGUUGUUUAGGA
Messenger RNA from Synchiropus splendidus (mandarinfish), 1217 nucleotides. RefSeq names its product gastrula zinc finger protein XlCGF17.1-like. Gene Ontology annotation, biological process: regulation of transcription by RNA polymerase II. The record is from RefSeq and is a predicted model, not a curated record. Gene Ontology annotation, molecular function: RNA polymerase II cis-regulatory region sequence-specific DNA binding; DNA-binding transcription factor activity. The transcript has 2 exons. The coding region runs from base 63 to 1016 and encodes 317 amino acids. Lineage: Eukaryota; Metazoa; Chordata; Actinopteri; Syngnathiformes; Callionymidae.